UAUUUCUUAGUCACCGGUUUGCCUUAUGAGCGCGAACUGCAUUUGUGUAUGGCGAAAUGGUGUUUUACACGUGUGAUUGCGGUCGCCCCCAUUCAAAUAGUGCGAUUUUUUGCCUUUGAAAAAGUAAACAAAGUGCAAUUUUAGGUGGAUUUUGGAUGUGCGGCAUCGACUGUACGGUUUUUUUAGUGUUUGUGAUUUUUUACGUGGAUUUUUUCUGAUUUUUUUCUCCUUAUCAAAGUCAUUUCAUGGUUUGGAAAAUCUAUUUCGCUUUAAUCGGAUUUGCUACUUACUGCCAGUAAGAUGGACUCUGAUGUGUCUCUUCAUCCAAAAUCAGUCGAUAAAGUGACUCUGGAGCCGGUCCAUCAACCCCUACCUAUAAUGCCUUCGAAAAGUGGCUCYUCAUCUACGAUUUCCCUUUCGGACGAGAGCGACAUCGAGCCCGACGAACUCGUGUCGACAAUCAACCACAACACCGAGUCCUCGAUGGCCGCCUUGGCGGGCGAAGACCGGGAUUUCGGCAGUUCGAUGUUCUURAAACGCUAUUUCCAAAACCACAGCAACACUUUGCCAUCCCGAGUGGCCGUUUCGUCGCGGAGAUUGUCCCAAUGUCGCGAGGAGGACGAGGACGAGGAGAAAAAAGACUUGAAAGAGCAAGUGCCUUCCAGUAACAUGUCGACCAUCUCCGGGAGUGACAAAAGUCUGUCGGAAUCGUCAAGCGGUUCGAAAACGUCUGUGAUUGAUACAGUUAGUGGACCUACUCAUAAGUUUGUGAUUACAAAGACUAAGCAGCCCUCGGAAGCUGCGAAAGUUUUCGCCAAUAGGCAACAAUAUAGACAGGCUAAUACGGUGCACGCGAUACCAUCGCACGACUCGAAGAGGCCUUCGGUUUACAAUAUUUUCAGAACUUCGUUACCUUCGCCACAUUAUGAUACUAGAUUUUUUGAUUCGUCGCUUAUUGAAAUGAAGAGUGAGAACUCGAGUAGUUCCACGAUCGAUUGUGCAGGCAGUGCGGAGGAUAUUUGGGUGAAAAGAUCGCCCACUGAGUUGAAAAAGGAACUCGGCUCCCAACCUCUCCCGACCAUCACCAGCGACGAUGUCGACACCCAGUCGAUGCCCCGGCCUCGAUCUGGAACGUGGGGCUCUAAAUCCGACAGCAAACAGAAGAGCAAAGACAUCGCCAAGCCCAAAUCGAAAGAAGGAAAGAGUAAGCAAGCCAAAGAACACAAAAGUGAGGGCAAGAAGGAGAAGAAGAAGGACAAACAUUCGGGAACUCGAAGCGGGUCUACGUCCAGAUCGAAUUCGGCUGAAAGAAGGAAGUCGGAGGAUGUGCAAAGUCCCAAAAAAGCGGGAAUGUUGGACGCUUUCAGGACGAGGUCCAACUCGGACGCCAGCAAYAAGAAYGGCAGCGCUUUUAUGGCGUCGAUGAAGAGUGCCAUGUUGCAUACUGGUUUGAUGCAUGCACGUCCGAAAGCACCACGGGAUGGGUCUGCCCAUCCAGUUCGUGAUGAUGGAUCACACACUCAAUAUUACCAUACCGUUACCGCAGCUUCUUCCAAUAGGAGUCCUAUGACCAAAGUGAUGGAUAUCUUCAGGAAUAGAUCGCAUGCAAGUGUACCACCAGAGGAUAGACGAAAGAAAGCGGCCCAACAACUAUCUGGGGCGCAUUUGAGGCAGAGAUCUUUAGAUACUGAAAGACGGCGGCAAUCUCUCGGAACUAUCAUUCCUCAUAGGGCUUCAGAUGCUUUCCUCGACCCUUAUCAUGCCGCGAUUCUUUUCAGAGAUGCGAGAGGGUUACCUGUCGUUGAUCCGUUCCUAGAAAAAGUCAAUAUAUCGGAUUUAGAAGAGGAUGAAUCUCAAAUAUUCGUCAAAUUCUUCAAAUUCCACAAGUGCUAUGAUCUCAUUCCGACGUCCGCCAAGUUGGUCGUCUUUGACACGCAGCUGUUGGUCAAAAAGGCCUUCUUCGCUCUGGUGUACAACGGUGUUCGAGCGGCACCGCUAUGGGACAGCAACCAGCAAGAGUUCGUCGGUAUGUUGACCAUCACCGACUUCAUAAAAAUACUUCGAAUGUACUACAAGUCACCGACGGUGGCGAUGGACGAGCUUGAGGAGCACAAAUUGGACACUUGGCGGCACGUGCUAAAGGAUCAGCGCCCUCUUAUCUACAUCAGUCCUGACGCCUCAUUGUACGAUGCAAUCCGAACUCUUAUUCACAACAGAAUCCAUAGAUUACCGGUGAUCGAUCCCGAAACGGGAAACGUUCUUUAUAUCCUAACCCACAAGAGGAUACUCCGAUUUUUGUUCUUAUACAUUAACGAACUUCCUAAACCUAGUUAUAUGAACAAAACURUGAGAGAAGUGAGYAUCGGUAGUUACGAGAAUAUCGAAACAGCAACAGAAGACACUUCGAUUAUUUUAGCUUUGAAAAAGUUUGUCGAGAGGCGAGUCUCAGCGCUGCCCAUUGUAGAUAAUGAAGGAAGGCUUGUUGACAUCUACGCUAAAUUUGACGUUAUUAAUUUAGCCGCCGAGAAGACUUAUAAUGAUCUAGACGUUUCAUUAAAGAAGGCCAAUGAGCAUAGGAACGAAUGGUUUGAAGGUGUGCAUAAAUGUAAGCUCGACGAGACGUUGUUUACGAUUAUGGACAAGAUUGUCAAAGCAGAGGUUCAUAGGCUUGUGGUUGUUGACGACGACGACAAAGUCAUAGGUAUAAUAUCACUGUCCGAUCUUUUCCUAUACCUCGUGUUACGACCUUGCGGCGAAGACGGCUCUCCCGACGGCGUAGCCUCGGUCAGGGCGCAAGACAUCAAACUCCAGGAAACCAUUUCGCAGUUAGAGAGGACGUCUUCGACCGAAGAAGUAUCUCAAACAAUUCCCGAAGAAGAGGAAGACCCGACCAUAGAAAAAAAUACUCAAGAAGAAAAAUCCGAAAACCAUAAAGAUGAUUCCGAUACGAGUCUGCCCGACUCUCCCGUCAUCGAAAGUACAACGUUACCAAGUGAGAACAGCAUGUUCAGGGAGGUGACGGUGACGGGCGGCGGAGAAUAAUUUUUUUGUUUUUUUAUUUUCUGGGUGAUUAGUAUUUAAGAUAUCACGGUUCAUAUUGGUUUUGAGCCGGUCCUGGAUUGUUUCUUUGUUACGGGACGUUGAUCGCUUUUUAGUCGACAAUGUCUGUUACUUUGUGAUCGUGUGUCCUAAAUUUACAAGGGACUUUAAUAUUUUUAAGAAAUUUGUACUUAAUAAGUUACAUACCAAAGACUGCUUUACGUCAUGCCGAGUGACGGGUGAAAGAAACAAUUCAGAUAUCAACUAACUCAUGGUGUGCUUUAUUUAUUUGUAUAAUACACUUAUUUUUGUCAGAUAAUGUUGUAAAAAGAGACAAAAUGGUUAACAUGUUAUUGUUACAACUAUAUAACUAUAACGUAAAAUUAUUCUAUUUAGCUGCACGGAAGGCUUUGAUGACAUUGAGGAUGAAGUUUGGAAAGAAUAUAAAUUGUUUAUACUUACAUAGUAACAAAAGAAGCCUUAUAUUUCGUACAAUAGAGGAUUCUGUGCUUAAUGUUGUCAAAGCAGAAAGAACCUCAAAUAUUCUUUGGAGAAUUAACACUUUCUUUUUGUAAAUACUUGAAGAAUAGUGGAUUAUAUUCUUAUCAUUACGGAUAUUUUUUUUAUUUCAGAGCAAAAGGAAAGGUAUCUUGAUGAGAUCUACAAUUUUUAAAUUUUAUAUAUAAAAAUUAAGCUAAUGUACAGUUCGAAAUAAAUGAUAUAAAAGCGAGGUUAACUCAAAGUUGGUAUUUGCUAAUUUAUUGUUAAGGUAGUUUAAGAUAUACAACGAUGUAGUUAUUUAGUAGGUAGGCUGAUGGCCUAUACGAUGCUUAGUAAACGUGUAUCUACCAUAAAAUAAA
Tribolium madens (black flour beetle) is the source of this 3899-nucleotide messenger RNA. It is a transcript of the gene SNF4Agamma, whose product is annotated as 5'-AMP-activated protein kinase subunit gamma-2. The transcript has 12 exons. The record is from RefSeq and is a predicted model, not a curated record. NCBI's taxonomy places the organism in Eukaryota, Metazoa, Arthropoda, Insecta, Coleoptera, Tenebrionidae. Bases 301 to 3042 code for a protein of 913 amino acids.